GCCGAGCGCGAACGCGAGUGCUACUAAGUGAUCCUACUAGUCCACAACUUUUAUAUUUUUCUACUUUUAUAUCUGAUAUUUGUAUAGUUUGUUUAUUUUAUUACUUAGAAGUUAUAUUUUCUCAUCGUUUUAUACGCUUCUGAUCACGUACCUUAAUUUCUGAAAGCAAGAAAAAUAACGGAACGUUGUAAAAAUUUCUAGUAGAGUGAAAUAAAAUCAAUGUUUUAUUAAGUCCUACUCGACCGAAGAAACGAAACAGAGAAUCCUCACACAAUGCAUAUAGAAGUACAAGUCGCUUUGAAUUUCGUAAUAUCGUACCUGUACAACAAACUUCCCCGCCGACGAGUGAACAUCUUCGGCGAAGAGCUGGAGAAAGCUUUAAAAGACAAAUUCCAAGGCCACUGGUACCCGGAGAAGCCGUUCAAGGGGUCGGCGUUCCGGUGCCUGAAGACCGGGGACCCCAUCGACAAGGUGCUGGAGCGCGCGGCCCGCGAGAGCGGCGUGCCCAUCCAGGACAUCCUGGAGAACCUGCCCCAGGAGCUGGCCGUGUGGGUGGACCCCGGCGAGGUGAGCUACCGCAUCGGCGAGAAGGGCGCCGUCAAGGUGCUCUUCAGCGACAAGAGCGACCCCCAGGACGAGAACUCCGCCGACCGCGAGGUCACCAAGACCUUCAACCCCGAGGCGCAGUGCUUCAGGCCCAUCGAGUCCGUCAGCUGCAGUCUGAGCAACCUGAGCCUCUCCCCCAAGUCCAUCACGCCCUUCGCCGCCGCCGGCCAGUCGGCCGCCGUGGGCGCGCAGCUGGCCCCCGUCGCCCCCACGCAGCCCAACCAGCCCAUCACCUCCACCAUCAACCACUUGACUUCGCCCUCGGCAGCACCUUCGCCCACUUCGCUCGGGAACUCGUACAAAGGGUCGCCUUCGCCGGUCCCGGCCUUCAUACCCAGGACCACCACGCCACUCACCUUCACCACAGCCACCUUUGCUCAAACCAAGUUCGGAAGCACCAAACUCAAGACCAGCAGCAAAAGAGCCAAUCGAAUGUCUCCAACCGAAUUCUCCAAUUACAUCAAGCAGCGCGCCAUGCAGCAGCAGCUCCACCAGCAGCCCCCUCACCAUUCACCGAGCGGUCGCGCCCUGUCGCCCGACCCCUCCGCUUACUACUUCCCGCACGGCCCCUACGGCCCGCAGUUCCCCCAUCGUUCCAUGUUCGAGUCUUCCAACCAGUUCCUGAGCCCCGACCUGUACUCCGGCAAGCUGCCGUUCGAGCACUCGCCCCUGGGCCCCUACUACCCCAACGGCGGGGCCGUGGGGGCGCCGCCCUCCGCGCCCGCCACCCCCCAGGACAGCGGCAAGCUGGUCGACAACUGGCCCUACCCCACCACCGGCCAGUACCAGCACCUCCUGGUGGCCAACUGAGGGUCCUCCUAGACGCUUCGGGUUACCUGCUGUUACUUAAGCGGCGGCGCCCCGCGCGGCCCCUAGCCCGGGGGCCCCGCCUCUGCACCCCUAGGAAUAAUCAUAAAUUAUUAAUCUUAUAUAUUAUAAGAGAAAGAUCCCAGCUUGAUACUUGAUAGAUUUUUUUAUAAAUCGUAGCGUAGCGUAAUUAGAUGUUUCUUACUUUAUAUAAAUGGUGUUUACAGUAUUCUUGUAGAGUAGAGUGUUUUCUAAAUUUUUUAUAUUGUAUGUAUUUUUUUAUUUUUGUAUGAAAAGCUCAAGCUGACAUCUAGUCCCAGAAAUUCAUGUAUAAUGUAUUCAAUAAGUGUUGGCAUAUCAUAUCGGGUCCUACAAACCAGGAGUUUUCUCAGUUUUGUGCUCGUUUCACGCCGCCGCGGUCCGCAUUUGUGGCCGCGAACUGCAGGUUCGACCGCGGUCCAAGCAUACUUCACUUGACCAAAGUCCCUAGAUUGGCGCAAUAAUGUGAUCUGUUCUCAAAAAUUGUGAUAGCGGGAAUUGUGACGCGGGUCGUCGUGUGAAGCGUGCUUUAGGACGAAAUCCGUUCAGUAUUGCAUGCUGCAGCCCAAGUUUUGAUGUGGGUCCUAGAUGCUUCCUUUAUUCUCAAAUUUAAACGAGAUAAAUUGUUACUAUUUUGUACUGCUUGUUUUUUUGUGUUUUUUUAUUUCCACUGAUGUUUAUUUUUAUUUGUAUAAAUUGUUGAAGUUAAUAAUAAUAUAUAUUUUGUUAUGA
Tribolium castaneum (red flour beetle) is the source of this 2184-nucleotide messenger RNA. Its product is annotated as protein Tob1. The coding region runs from base 274 to 1416 and encodes 380 amino acids. Gene Ontology annotation, molecular function: transcription corepressor activity. Gene Ontology annotation, biological process: regulation of gene expression. Gene Ontology annotation, cellular component: nucleus; cytoplasm. Lineage: Eukaryota; Metazoa; Arthropoda; Insecta; Coleoptera; Tenebrionidae. The transcript has 3 exons. The record is from RefSeq and is a predicted model, not a curated record.